This is a messenger RNA of Mus musculus (house mouse), 3832 nucleotides long. It is a transcript of the gene Trim23, whose product is annotated as tripartite motif-containing 23. Gene Ontology annotation, biological process: positive regulation of autophagy; protein ubiquitination. The record is from RefSeq and is marked validated. Lineage: Eukaryota; Metazoa; Chordata; Mammalia; Rodentia; Muridae. Gene Ontology annotation, molecular function: identical protein binding; GTPase activity; ubiquitin protein ligase activity. Bases 43 to 1767 code for a protein of 574 amino acids. The transcript is spliced from 11 exons. Gene Ontology annotation, cellular component: lysosomal membrane; Golgi membrane; cytoplasm.
AGUAAAAGGCUCUCCUGCAGCUGUGGCGCGGCUCCAUCCAGGAUGGCUGCCCUCGCUGUAAACAAGCCCGGAGCCGGAGUAGACAGUGGGCGGCAGGGCAGCCGGGGGACGGCUGUGGUGAAGGUUCUGGAGUGUGGGGUUUGUGAAGAUGUCUUCUCUUUGCAAGGAGAUAAAGUUCCUCGCCUCCUCCUCUGUGGCCACACAGUCUGUCAUGACUGUCUUACUCGCUUGCCUCUGCAUGGAAGAGCAAUACGUUGCCCAUUUGAUCGACAAGUAACAGACCUAGGAGACUCAGGUGUAUGGGGUUUGAAAAAGAACUUUGCUUUACUGGAGCUUUUAGAACGUUUGCAAAAUGGGCACAUUGGUCAGUAUGGAGCUGCAGAAGAGGCCAUUGGGACAUCUGGAGAGAGCAUCAUUCGCUGUGAUGAAGAUGAAGCUCACGUUGCAUCUGUAUAUUGCACUGUGUGUGCAACUCACUUGUGCUCAGACUGUUCUCAAGUUACUCAUUCUACAAAGACAUUAGCAAAGCAUAGGCGUGUGCCUCUAGCUGAUAAACCUCAUGAGAAAACCAUGUGCUGUCAGCACCAGGUGCAUGCCAUUGAGUUUGUUUGCUUGGAAGAAGGUUGUCAAACUAGUCCACUCAUGUGCUGUGUCUGCAAAGAAUAUGGAAAGCACCAAGGUCACAAGCAUUCAGUACUGGAACCAGAAGCUAAUCAGAUCCGAGCAUCAAUUUUAGACAUGGCUCACUGCAUACGGACCUUCACUGAGGAAAUCUCAGAUUAUUCCAGAAAAUUAGUUGGGAUUGUUCAGCACAUUGAAGGAGGAGAACAAAUAGUAGAAGAUGGAAUUGGAAUGGCUCACACAGAACAUGUCCCAGGUACUGCAGAGAAUGCCCGAUCAUGUGUCAGAGCUUAUUUUUCUGAUUUACAUGAAACUCUUUGUCGUCAAGAAGAAAUGGCUCUAAGUGUUGUUGAUGCCCAUGUUCGAGAAAAACUGAUUUGGCUUAGGCAGCAACAAGAGGAUAUGACUAUUCUCUUGUCCCAGGUCUCAACAGCCUGUCUCCACUGUGAAAAAACUCUGCAGCAGGAUGAUUGCAGAGUUGUCUUGGCAAAACAAGAAAUCACAAGAUUACUAGAAACACUGCAGAAACAGCAGCAGCAGUUUACAGAGGUUGCAGAUCAUAUUCAGUUGGAUGCCAGUAUUCCAGUCACUUUUACAAAGGACAAUAGAGUUCAUAUUGGACCCAAAAUGGAAAUCCGAGUAGUCACAUUAGGAUUAGAUGGUGCUGGAAAAACUACCAUUUUGUUCAAGUUAAAACAAGAUGAAUUUAUGCAACCUAUUCCAACAAUUGGUUUUAAUGUGGAAACUGUGGAAUACAAAAAUCUAAAAUUCACCAUUUGGGAUGUGGGUGGAAAACACAAAUUAAGACCAUUGUGGAAACAUUAUUACCUCAAUACACAAGCUGUUGUAUUUGUUGUUGAUAGUAGUCAUAGAGACAGAAUUAGUGAAGCACACAGUGAACUUGCAAAGUUGUUAACGGAAAAAGAACUCCGAGAUGCCUUACUCUUGAUUUUUGCUAACAAACAGGAUGUAGCUGGAGCACUUUCAGUAGAAGAAAUCACUGAACUUCUCAGUCUCCAUAAACUAUGCUGUGGAAGGAGUUGGUAUAUUCAGGGCUGUGAUGCUCGAAGUGGAAUGGGGCUCUACGAAGGGUUGGACUGGCUGUCCCGGCAACUUGUGGCUGCUGGAGUGUUGGAUGUUGCUUGAUUUUAAUGCAGCAGUUGUUUCAUGCUUAUGGUUAACAGUUACUUUGCAUGUGAUGCAUUCUAAGAAAUUCUACAUCUCAAAUGUGAUAAUUAAUUUAGUAUGUGUAUAUAUGAAUCCUGGACUGAGAAAUGUACCAUUGUUUUUAAAAAGUACUCUGUGGCAAAUUUAAAUGACCCUGUUACAUUGGUUAAAUGGAGGUUUCUUGGAUAUACACUUUUAAAAGGUACAUUAGGCAUUGGAAACUUUCAGUGUAUAUAUGUCCUUAUAUUGAGAGAGAAGUGGUCACAGACAAUGAGUAGAAGGUCCUUUAUUUUAGUGAAAAAACAGCCAGUGGAGUGCCUAACAGAGCUUAAGGAAGUAUGGCUUUACCCCACCUUUUUAUUGUUUUUGGCCAUUGUGUACUAGAAUUGAAGCUAUAUUGGGGUAAUAGGAUUGCUUUACUUCCACAUUUAGCAUAACAUCCUUAGUGCUGGGGUCCAUAAAACAUAGAAAAUCAUUUUUUUCUACAAUUUUAUUAUAACUCUCUCCUAAAGCAUUUUGCAUAACGCACAGUGAGAAUGAAAUGUUACCUAAGUGGACCUGAUCAUUAGACCAGAACUAAAUUAAGAACAAUAAAACUGUGAAAGUUGUUUGAUCUUCACUCAUAAGAACCAUUUCCAGGACUGGGCCUAAGUUUAUUUCCCAGGUCAUAGCCCUAAAUUGCUCCUUUAUUUGUUCAACACAUUUUCUUAGGCUAAGUAAUGUGCAUCCUUUGUUGGUAAAGUGUCGUAAGUCACAUGAAAAACCUGUCACCUUUACAUAAACACAUUGAGACCUAAAUAGGAAACUACCUAUACCUUAGGAAAGGUUUUUCAAACAGUGGGAAUGCUAAUUUCUUUAACAUGGUUUUCCAAGUUAAGUGCAUUUACUUGACAAUAAAAAGGAUCAAGGCUCUUUAGGACAAGGUCUCAGUUAAAAGGAAGAACAUGUCUAAAGUAAAAGAAACUUUUAUAAAAAGUUUACAUUUACUAUGGCAGUGUUGUGAAUAAAAAUUAAAUUUUGUGUUCUUACAGUUUAUUUGUAAAAGAUACUCUUAUUAUGGAAGCAUGAUUUCUUAUAUUUAAAUAGGUAGAUCUCCUGUUACUAAUGCUCUUUAAGAUGAAGUUGAGAGCUAAAUCUUAGUGCAAUUGUUACAAGGACAGUGAUUUUUAGGUGGCAAUGUUCUGGUUCAGUUUUUUCAAAUAUACUUUUUUUUUUUUAAACUUAGGAGCCAGCACUAUAAAAAGCCCAUCAAAUAUUAUGGGCAGUAUGUAAAUAAAAAUAUAAUAAUUUGCCAUUUUUCAAGAAAGUAACCGGUCACGCUGUUACAAGUAGUUUGUAUGCAUAUGUAAUACUUUGUAAUUAAAUUAUUUAAUAUUUGACUGAUUUUAGUAACUGUGAAAAAUAAAGAUGUUGCAUUUAUUUGUGAGACUUUGAAUUGUUUUCUGUAGUAGGUAACUGAAAAUAUGUUGACACUAAGAUGUGAACUUGCUUUUCUUGUAAAUUAAGAACUUUAUUAUUUCUCUAAUUUUGUUAAACUUUGUAGUUCUUAUUCUUAAAAUAUAACUAAACUAAUUUUAAAAUUGCUUAAAUCUGACUGUGACGUAUACAUACUGUGGUGUUUGUGUUACUUUUUCUUGGGUGGGCUCCUAAUACUGUGCAUAAUAGUUAGAUCCUUUGAGUAGUCAUUGUUAAGACUGUAUUAGUUUCUUCAGGGAAAUAUCAAACUCGAAGAAUCAACAGAUGUUUUAAGUAUAAUAGUAUUUGCCUUAUAUCUCUGAAGUUCUAUAUUACAUCUAAUUAUUAUUGUAUGAAAUAUGUAAAACAGGUAUGUCAAGUGUAUAUAGCUCUGGUCUGUAAUUCAGAAAUGAUUUAUAGCCUCCAGAAGCCAUUAUUUGCACUUACAUAUAUGAUCAGUAUAGAAAGCAAUAAAAUGUUUAAGUUAUAAGGAGUUGUUAUUCUAAAAAUUGUUUAAUAAACCAUGUAUCUAGUAUCAUGCUAGUUAACAAUUUAAGUCAUUAUUAAAAUUGGGCAUAGCUCAAUAGUC